AUGCCCGUCACAGAACUAUCAUGCUUCGUAUGUGGCGCCUCCAUUGAAGAGUCUGACUAUCUACCAGGAUGGAUGGGUCGGUUCAGGGCCUUAUAUACCACUCUCGAGGACUGGAAUGCCGCACGUAUCUCUGGCAUUGGGGAACGGCAUCCAUUCGAAGAUGUUAUUCCCCUAGACCAGUCGGUCAAUGUCGACGUAUCCGAAUCCUCCAUGGACGAUGGCUCGGUGCAGAUUGAACUCAUGAAAUCAAAUUUUGGCGAGAAAUACCCCCCAGACCCGCCAUUGAUACCUCAGCCGCUCUGGGGAUUUCCACUUCAUGACUCAUGUUGGGACCUUUUAUGCACAACAGACGCCAGGUUCCAGGAACCACGUACCGUGCAGGCUCUUUUCGACCUUUGCAUGUCGCAUCCAACGCAGAACGGUAUACUGAACUGGGGCCACAACUACGAUGGUCUGGUCAGGUGCGAUGCGGAUAUCGUGAAGCUGCUCCCCGGAGAGGAGGCAAGACUCUACGAACCAAAGCGAGGAGGCACGUUUCAGAGAUAUAAUCCCUUGGAUAUUCCCAUGAAUAUUACAGGCACCCGUGGCGGACCGUAUCCUUCUAGGGAAGUUGGUUUUUUAAAGGAACGCAAUACUGGCAAAGGUUUCAUAUCCCAUACGUCGAUGAAGAAUGACCCGUUCGGCCGCUUGCCUCCUGAACUCCUCCUCGAGAUACUUACCCGUUGCGACUCGAAAAGCGUUGCGAAUCUUCGACUUGCUUCAAAAGCCAUGGCCAAUCUUGGACUCCCAGAGAGGUUUUGGUUUUCGAGGUUCUGGCCAGGUCAGGAAUUCGACUACGUUUUCGCACAGCCUGCUUUUCGAGCUGCGGUUCCUCUAUGGAUCAACUUUUACAACAGAGCGCGGCAGUUAAGGAAUCACCCAGCGUUCAGGAACAGGAGGCGAAUAUGGAAUUUGGCCUGCCAGCUCAGGGACUGGGUUAUCUUGAGACUUGAGUCGCCGGUUUGCCACGGGUCCCUCUGCAAGUCCUUUUUCAACCCCAAGGGGGCAAACAACGAUAAAGAAUGGCACACUGCAGAAGCACGUGUUUCUCCAGGAACCUCCAUCUUUUCUGUGGGUUGUCGGUCACUGAAUGAUGCAACAGUGACCAUCUCGGGUCAAAUAUCCAAGGUCUGGGCGUCAUUGGUAAUGCUCAACGAGAAGAGGUGUGUUUCUGGCCUCCGAGUCUCCCAGGAAGACGGGAAAUCCGUUCAGCUUGGAUAUCGUCACCCCAAGCACGAAGUCGCCUUUACGUGGGAUUCGCCUUUGGAGCCGUCUGACCCCUUUAUGGGGUUUCAUGUGGCAAUGGACAAUCAAGGUAUCCGUGGACUUUGUAUGGUCUCAGCCCAGGGAGUUUCGUCACGCUGGAAUGGAGAUCAUGAGGGCGUUCCAAAAAAGUCUAUCACAUGCAACGGCCAAGUGGAGGCUCUCAAAGGGGGGUUUGAUGCUCUGAAGAUGGUAUCGGUAGCUGUGAGCAGUCUUGAGCAGAGAUUAGAGAAGAGCAAGGUUGGCUUGGAGGAGUCUGCUCUCUGGUACCCCGAGCUACCAGAUCCUUCAUUACAGCUCAUGCCGAUACAAAACGAGCGUGUUUCCCGCUUGAUCGGCCACAUGCCCUACACGAUGUGUUUAUUUGGGGGUAUUGAUGGAGGGCUCCUCCCAUAUCUCACUGAAAUCGUCGUUUGGAUCGUCGAUCGUUGUGAUUUCGGAAUCUACGCUGAUAAAUUCCACAUCUGGGCCCUCGAGUUUCAUUACAGCAGUCAGAAGGACAACCUCGAGUCCAUCGUUUUCGGCCGAGUCCCGGAGGAAGAUCCAGGCACCUAUGAGCGCCGUCGCUACCAAAUCUCGAUCGACUCUCCCAAUGGGGAGAGGAUAAAUGGCGUCGACACCAUGUUUCAGGAUUCUCGCUUCCCCUUCGCCAUGACUUUCCAUACAAGUUAUGGAAGAAGCAUACAGACCCCGCCAGACUUUAGCUCAGCUGUAUCAAAGGAUGACUUUUUCACAGCGACGUUACAGCCAACCGAUGGAACGAUUGUUGGGUUCUUUGGCGUAUUGAAACACGAUGUUGUCUUUCAGAACUUGGGUGUGGCGUGCAUUCCGCAAUGAAGUAGGAUGAGCUGGACCUUGAGUGGGAGGUGCUGAAAUAGUAGAUAGUAAUAAUAGCUAGUUACCUCCCU
Molecule: messenger RNA, 2210 nt
Organism: Fusarium vanettenii 77-13-4
Lineage: Eukaryota; Fungi; Ascomycota; Sordariomycetes; Hypocreales; Nectriaceae
Exons: 5
Coding region: 1-2139 (712 amino acids)
Molecular function (GO): protein binding
Source: RefSeq, a predicted model, not a curated record